This is a messenger RNA of Carica papaya (papaya), 1424 nucleotides long. It is a transcript of the gene HCC1, whose product is annotated as electron transport SCO1/SenC family protein. The record is from RefSeq and is a predicted model, not a curated record. Gene Ontology annotation, biological process: mitochondrial respiratory chain complex IV assembly. Lineage: Eukaryota; Viridiplantae; Streptophyta; Magnoliopsida; Brassicales; Caricaceae.
GCCCUCUUCCCUCAAACCCUACCAUACCAAAAUUCUUUCAGCUCCAAUUUCUCUUCCUCUCUUGGUCUCCAGCGGUGAAUAAUCUUCCUGUUCAUCAAUUUCCCUCUACGCUACACCCACUUCUUCCCUUCCAUUCUAACGGGAACCUGAUCCCUCUAUCUUCGUUCCCCCUCGUUGCCCCACCUGGUCGCCGGGUGUUAUCUCGCACCACUGCAGAUUCGGCCAGCUUGAAGCAAAAGGAAAAAGCUCAAGUUUGAUUGUAUUUAUUUUAAUUCUAGUGAGGUUAUUGCAUAUAUGGCUACCCUUGUAUCUAGAAGUUCAAAUCAUCUUCGAAACAUCCGUCAAUAUCUCCAAUUCCGCGCAUUGAGCCACUGCAGAUCCUUGGUUCCUGCAUCUUCUACAGUUGGCACCCUUCAUCAUCAAGCUAUUCUUCCUAUUCAAUCAGUUAUACCAGUUGAUGGUGGGAUCCAACAUUGGGUUAUUAAUCGACGAUGUUUAUUUAGCACUACUACCAGUAGCUCUACUGGUAAUACUGAAAAUGCAGAAUCGAAAAGUUCUGGUGGAGGCGAUCACUCUGGGGGUUCACAUCAAAGUAGCAGUGACACGGGGAAGCCUGUCCGGGGAGGGCCUGUUUCGUGGAUGAGUUUUCUGUUGCUGGUCGCCACUGGAGCUGGACUUAUCUACUACUAUGAUAAAGAAAAGAAACGCCAUAUUGAAGAUAUAAGUAAUGCUUCAAAGGUAGUUAAAGAGGGACCAUCUGCAGGAAGAGCAGCGAUUGGCGGCCCAUUCAAUCUCAUAAACCAUGAAGGAAAACGUGUAGCAGAGAAAGACUUUUUGGGAAAAUGGAGUAUAAUAUAUUUUGGCUUCACUCACUGUCCUGAUAUUUGUCCAGAUGAGUUACAAAAGCUAACUGCUGCAGUUGAUAAAAUAAAGGACAAGGCUGGAAUUGAAAUUGUGCCUGUGUUCAUCUCUGUGGAUCCUGAGAGAGAUACUGUUGAGCAAGUGAGCGAAUAUGUAAAGGAAUUUCAUCCAAAACUAAUCGGAUUAACCGGAAGCCCUGACGAAAUCAAGUCAGUUGCUCGUGCUUACCGAGUUUAUUAUAUGAAGACAGCCGAGGAAGAUUCGGAUUAUCUUGUUGAUCACUCCAUAGUCAUGUAUUUGAUGAGCCCUAAGAUGGAAUUCAUCAAGUUCUUUGGGAAAAAUAAUGAUGUUGAUUCACUUACUGAUGGAGUAAUCAAAGAGAUAAAGCAGCACAAGAAAUAAAAGUAAACCCAUUCGUUAUCCGCAAGUGCCUUAGGUUAGUGCAAGAAGAAUUAUGAGAUCAAAAUUUAAAGCUUAUUGUUUGACAUGCUGUUGGCAAAAUACAACCAGAAUUUUGUUUUUUCCUGAGCAGCAAUAGAUGGAAAGUUUACAUAUUGAUGAAA